This is a messenger RNA of Lasiosphaeria miniovina, 1452 nucleotides long. RefSeq lists its product as uncharacterized. The coding region runs from base 1 to 1452 and encodes 483 amino acids. The transcript is spliced from 7 exons. NCBI's taxonomy places the organism in Eukaryota, Fungi, Ascomycota, Sordariomycetes, Sordariales, Lasiosphaeriaceae. The record is from RefSeq and is a predicted model, not a curated record.
AUGGUGCCCCAGUCCCUCGAUCCUUCGGGCUACUAUCCCAUCGCAUUCAUGGCAAGCCAUAUGUCUCUUGGGAUGAACCUGAAGAGGGCGACGAAAAUCAUCGACGAGUAUAUGAAAGACUAUGCCGUCAACAACUUCACCGGAAACGACCUCCAAGAUCUCAAAGCUGUCGACGAGUGGCACCUGACCGACAAGGAGAAGCCGUGGGAAUACAACAUCCCGCAGGCCUUUGAAGAGGCAAACAAGAAGGUGGAAAUCCGUAUUUCCUCCGGGUCUGGAAAAACAGACGAUGGACUCUACCGGUUCAGGAUGCCUGAGGACAUGACAAUGGGAGACAAGAAACUCCCUAAAAACCUGAGAAUCACUUCGUAUAGUGACGAGGUCACGGUCAAGACAGGGGUCAUGAACGAGGGGCUCAGAGACGCCUACCACCGCCUCUUCCCCAUCGCCAAGUUCCAAGACUUCGCUAGCACCGAGUUCACCGGAAAGAAAAACGUCUACGCCAACUGCGAAGCCCUGCGCAACAAAAUGCACCGCUGGUGUGGCGAGCCCCCGGCUCCCAAGGAUGGCGACACGGUAUCGCAGCUUGGACACAUGCCCGCCGUUGUCGUUGCCGCCUUUGGUCCCUAUUUUGGUUUCAUCACUGGGUACACGUAUCUCAUCCCCGAUAAGCAGCCGUACAUUGCCGACGGCGUGUACGACAGACAAGCCUACCUGGAAGCCAUCAAGAGCGAGCUGACGGACAAGUACAACGCGGCGCGCAAUGCUGCCGAGAAAUCGGUCAUCAGCGCCGACCCCGGCGACACGGACGGCGGCACCUUUGACGACUACGCCGUGAAUGUGGCCUACGGGAAAAUGGCCCUCGGCGGCCGCCAAUUCACCGUGUACAUUUUCGUCGGCAAGGUCCCGUCGACGCUGCCCUACGACGUCCAUGGCCCCAAAGGCAGCCUCGUGGGCCAGGUGGUCAGCUUCACGUCGCUGGCCACCGAGGCCGGGGGUGGAGGACAGGGCUGCACCAAGUGCACGCAGCAGGCCGUGGACCGCACCCAGGCGACGGGCCGCGUGGUGCUGACGAACGGGCUGAUCACGCGCUGGAAGCAGCAGCUGGUGCACACGCCCAGGUCGUCGACUUCUUCUUCCGGAGGCAGUCCGCCGCCGGCGGCGCUGGCGAGCAUGAGCCCCGUCGAUUUAGUGCACUUCCUGGAGGCCAACCUGCACUGGCGCGUCACCACAGACGACGACGGCCUUCUUGUCGACGACUUGGAAGCUGUGCUGCCGUCGCUCAAGGUCUCGCUCGUGGCCGGCAAGGCGCAGCACUUUCCAGAACCGGCAGAGCUGUCGCGUCUUUGGGAUUUCCGUCCGGCGUACCAGGUUACGGCCGGCCGGCCGGGUGGAGCCAAGCGCGAGGAUAGUCUGUAUCCGGCGGGGGAGGAGUGGCAGGCUGAGGCCUAG